UGUGUGUGUGUGUGUGUGUGACCUGUGGAUCAAUGCUGGUGUUUGAAGUGGCUGGUUAGCUGCAUUAUUGUGCUGCCAUCUUUCAGCUUGCUGACUACAGCAGCAGUGUGGUUAAUUCCUCCCUGUUUCUUGUCUCAGAUCUGUCGUACAGAAAAAUGAAAACGCUGAUAUCACUGACCAACUAUUCAACACAUUCUGGAUGUACGUUUGAACAAAUACUGAGAGUCCAUGUGUUUAUGAUCAUAUGAAAACCCUUUGGCAGGCCUUAUCCUAAAUAUUUCUUCAUUCGUGUCAGAUUGUUUUGUGUGUAUGGAACGAGAAAGCUGGAAAAUGUUCACAGGCUUUUUCUUAUGUGAUACUUGUGACCUUUUACACAAAGACUGUUUUGCAACUGAAAGAUCUGACACAAGCGUGUAAGUGGUCUGACGCGCACACACAGCCAUAGUUCACACACUCAUAACUGCCUUGAAGUUGCUUUGUAGUGAACUUAACUUGAUGAUUAAGUCAUGCAGUUCAUUUUAUAUUUCUUUUGACAACUACAACCUACUGUAACCAUUAUCGUAUUCUUACAUAAAUAACAGAUUUGUUUUCAUACAGUGCUGACAACAUAUUGCAGGAUUAUUUUGUGGUGUGUUCAAUAGCUUGUGUGUCAGUCCUAGCACAUGAACAGAUGUGUGUGUGUGUGUGUGUGUGUGUGCACGCGCGGUCUGGAGCACAGCGAUGAGGACAGACAGGUGAGUGAACGGCAUCACUGGCUAAUUAAGAUUAUGUCGGGUCUGAUCAGGGUCGGCGCGGUGAUUGCUGGGACGCGCCGUAGUGCCAGCCGGUCUCCCUUGGAUACGGUUGUCACUUCCAUUACCAUGGCAAUGUCUGAUAACCAGUAACCACCGGAAACAAUUUUCUUCUUUUUUUUUUUUUUUUUUUUGUACCUCUCUGUCGAUAUCCCAGACAUGGACAAAAGAGGAGAGGGAAGGGACAGCGCUGUGUUCUGUCUCGGAUAUGUGUCAGUGAGCUUCAGUCUCGAGGGCGAACUAAUGGGGGAGGUCAGAGCCGGCUCCAGUCCGGUGGGACAGUGGUGGUUCUGUGACUCCAAUGUGCCAUUAUUCGUUUGAAGCAAAGUAUGCGAAGAUGAGAGAAAUACCGACAGAUAGGGUUGCCAGGAUGGCUGAAUAAGGACGAGAGGCUUUUAAGUCUCAUUUGGUGCACGUAAUGUGGGGAAAACAUCCAGCAGUUCUAAACUUGUUAAACUUUACAACAGUUUGAACCUCCGCACAGCUUCUAAUUAACAUUUAAAGCGGUUUUGCUGUUCCAAGCUCAUAGUGUUUCUACAUGCAAGAAGAAAUCCAUUCAAAUCUAUUCUAACAAGUGAAACACAAAAUGCAGCAUGUCAUCUUUAUAUAAAAGCUUUUUGGAAAGUGUGCAGUUUAAUCAUUUUAAUGUGUUAAAGAUUAUGCAAUGUCACUGGUGUCAGACUAGCUGUAUGUUGUUUUCUAUAGUGAAAGAAACUCAUUGUAGCAUCUUAUUACCAUUAAACGAGGGCAACAUUUGUAUAUGCAAAUUAAGUAAAAACAGUCAAGUCUUCAGUCGGCACAAAAUGAGUACAAUUUAUUUUUGUUCCUCAACCAAUAGGUUUGUUCAUGAUGAUACGUGUGAAAUAAUUUAGUCUCUUUUGGACACACAGUAAGGCUUGAGACUCAGAUAUUGCUUACCCAUGUCUGUAAUAUGUUGUCCCUUGGUGUUUAAUGCUUUGUCACGGGCUUCUUGGUUUAUCAUCGGAUGCUAUUACACAUACAAAUAGAAGAAGAAAAAAAAGCCCUGCAAGGCAGUACAGGGCAAAACGGUACAUCAGAGUGUGCAAUUUUAUUAACAAAGCUCUGGAAAGUCAUGAUCUUCACCUUUCAGUGUCUCGCUUCCUGCUCCAGUCUUAAUGUGUGCUGUCUUGUAUCUCUCCUAAUUUCCAUCUGCUGUCUGUUUUGGCCUCAUUUUUUCAUCCUCCUUUCUCUCUACCCUUCAUUUUACUUGGCUACUUGAUCUAUUGUCAUAUAUUUUGUCCCUAUAAUUGAGUACAACAAUGUGACCAUGUCCUUUGUCAGAUGUGACAGCUCAGUGUUUUUUGUCCUUUCUGAUAAUCCUCUCUCAUUAUCUUUGGUUUGAACACUCUUUCUCUUCUGUCGUCCUAGUUUCCUUGUGACUUCCUCUCCUUGUUUACCCUCUUCCUCCUCACGAACACCCUGCCGCUCCUUAACAUAAACAGUAGGAGGCUGCCGUUGGCUCUCAAACUGCUCCGCUCCCUAUAGCUAUCCAGUCGACUGUGGGCCCUGACCUGGAGCACUUGGAUGCUAACUCUUGUUAAAAUAAAUGAGAGGAACUUGCCACAGACUCCCUGGGAACUUAAAAAAAAAAAAACAUGUUAUUUAUCCUUUUAAAUUUGGGUUGCCCUUUUUUGCCAUGGUUUUGUUUCCCCACUCUGCUCUUUGGAAAGCCUCCAAAGUGCUGAAGAUUGCGUCUUACCUCAUUUCACCCACCGCCUGCAGUCACACGGUGGCAAGAUUGAGGAAAAGGAGGCAAAAUGGAACAGUUUUAAUUAUCCCCACACUCUAAUUACUUCAUUCUCCACAGUGUUUCACAUCAUUUAGUGGAGAUAAAUGAGUGUCUGGCUAGCCGGAGGAAAAAGGGAGGUUCAUUAUUUUAGACAAAGCACAGAGCCACCUCCUCGAUAUGAAAAACCAAACUGGAGAAUAAGACGGUGAUUGCCUGCGAUAAUGGAGAUGACUGUGAUUAUAGUGUUCUCCAAGGUGUAGUCAUCGUCACUGACGAGUGCUGGUUAUAAUUUACAAACCUCUAUCAGUUUGGCUUUGGGGUAUUUGAAAUAUGAAAUGCAUUAUUCAUUGUGUGAAGGGUGGAGGGGACCGUUUCCAUCAAGAUUUGUUUUGAUUAACUCCUGAUGGUAUAAUUCAGGUUAAUUAGCUCCUUGCAGGCAGUGCAUUUGUUUAAUGUAGUUACUGACUGCUAAGAAUGCAUACAUUUUGUGUAUCUUUAGCCUUAAAAUCUUUUAUUCUUUCUUUCUUUUUUAUAAAUUGUCCCUCAACCUGCUUCUUCUUACUGCCCUCUAGUUGGGCCUUACAGCUUUGUCCCAGUUGUUACUGUCUUCUCAAAGUCUUCCACUAGAGGGAGCACUGUGCCGACUCAUGAAGACUGCAAGACAACAAUUAUGUUUAAGCAUGCAACCAACAACGGAUCUGGUUCAAAAUGAAUCAAGUACGAUUAACAAUAUUGGUUGGAAUAUUUCAGUAUUCAGCCAUCAAUAGGUGUGUGUGUGUGUGUGUGUGUGUGUGUGUGUGUGUGUAUAUAGUGUGAUAAUGUGAUCUCCAAUUUAGGUUAAUUUAAAUGUGCAAAACUGCAUUUUCUUAUGUUCUGUUAUUAAUGCCCGAUGGUGACUACUGUUUUAAAGAAAGAAAAUGCCUCGCACUUGACACUUUCCUCUCCCUUAUAACUUCCCAGAGUUGUCUAGCAGGAAGCUUGCAGUCUAAUGAAUGUAUGUUCAAGCAUACUGUAGAUUGGUGAAGACUCGUGUCAUAACAUCCUUUAGCUUCAGAUUAAAUGAUUAAAGUCCCCCUCUCUCUGUGUCAUGGAGUAUAUCCCAUCAUUCCUCAUAGGGAUUUAUGGAUUUGCAUGUUUCCCUGAUUUCAAAUGAAACUGAACUUCAAGACUCUCCUCCCUCCCCUCCCCUCUUUCUGUGUUCACUGAUAUUCACAAGUACAUGCCAUCCAAAUGUGUGUGUAUAUAUACGUAUACAUGUGUAUAAUACAUAUCAAGAUUUAAUACACCAAGUGUAUGUACGUGUGCGUCAUGUGUUUCUGUACGGCAGGUUAUGUGGAUAUGGGUAAUCUGUUUAUCCUGGCUCUCACUGUGCGUGGUUCCAGCUGACGGCUGUGAGAGCAGGUUUGUGCUCGCCUCCACGCUCCUCCCUCAUGCUGUACUCCUGUCUCAAUGUGAUCGAGGGCGAGUCUGGGAUGUAGUACAUUUUGUGAAAGGGUAAAAAUUCCUCUCUGUUGGAAAUGAUUAGGAAAUGCGUGUGUUGGACUGACGAUGGAAAAGAGCACAGAGCAGGUCACGGCUUUCUGCCGCAGUCUCCAUGACAUGAAUCCCCUGGAGUGCCCCAUGUCGUCGUCCUCAUCGUCGUCCUCGUCAUCCCUCUCCCCGAGCCCUGUGUCAGCUCUACCGCCCACAGCAGGCAUUGCCACCCAGAGACAGCUCUCCCACGCAGACAAACUCCGCAAGGUCAUCAAUGAACUCGUGGAGACAGAGAGGACUUACGUCAAAGACCUGAGAUGCCUCAUAGAGUGCUACUUGACACCUUUGCAGAAGGAGAGCUUCCUUACACAGGAUGAGCUGGACGUUUUGUUCGGUAACCUCGGGGAGAUGGUGGAGUUCCAGGUGGAGUUUCUCCGGACACUGGAAGAUGGGAUCAGACUGGUGCCAAAUCUGGACAGACUGGAAAGGGUGGAACAGUUUAAGAAAGUGCUGUUCUCCUUGGGGGGUUCAUUCCUGUAUUAUGCCGAUCGCUUCAAGAUCUACAGCGCCUUCUGCGCCAGCCACACCAAGGUCCCCAAGGUCCUGGCUAAAGCGAAAACCGACCCAGAUUUCAAGGCUUUCUUGGCUGAGAGAAACCCCAGACAGCAACAUUCAUCCACUCUGGAGUCUUACUUGAUCAAACCCAUCCAGAGGGUCCUGAAGUACCCGCUGCUGCUAAGGGAGCUCUACUCUCUCACUGACCCUGACAGUGAGGAACACUACCACCUGGACGUUGCAAUGAAGGCCAUGAAUAAAGUUGCGAGCCACAUCAACGAGAUGCAAAAGCUUCACGAGGAGUACGGAGCUGUUUUCGACCAGCUCAUCAAUGACCAGACUGCGGAUAAGAAAGAGGUGGCUGACCUCUCGAUGGGGGAUCUUUUGCUACAUUCUACUGUGGUGUGGAUCAACCCUCCAGCCUUUUUGGUCAAGAGCAAAAAGGACCCUGAUAUGGCUGCUUUUGUUUUCAAAACAGCAGUUGUAUUUGUGUACAAAGACAGCUCCAAGCACAGGAAAAAGAUCGUUGGAUCUCACCGUGCGUCUGUGAUUGAUGACAAAGAUCCUUUCCGUUUCCGUCACAUGAUCGCAACAGACUCGCUCCAAAUCCGUGCCCUUGCAAACUCUGAGGGUACAGUGGCGUGUGAGAUAGUUCACACCAGAUCUGAAUCUGAAGGAAGACCAGAGAGAACCUUCCAGUUGUGCUGCAGUUCUCCAGAUAGUAAGAAGGACUUCCUGAAAGCAGUACACUCCAUCCUUAGGGACAAGCAGCGCCGGCAGUUUCUUAAUACAGAGACUCUGCCACCCAACCAGCAGUACGUUCCAUUUGGGGGCAAACGUCUGUGUGCCCUAAAAGGAAUGCGGUCCGCCAUGAACCGAGCAGCAUCACCUCCAUCACGAACGCUGUCCCGCAGGAAACUAGUGAGGAACCGCUUCACCAUCGACACCGACCUGGUUUUCCAUGGCAACAAAGACGGCAACGAUUCGGACACGUCCCACCAGUCUUCUUACCCGCCUCUGUCCCAGCAUGCUCUUCCUCAAUCCAACAAACCUCAAGGAGAGGACACGGACCGUUGGGUGGAGGAGCAGUUUGACCUGGCUUGCUAUGACGAACGGGGUGUGGGCAUCGACGUGGGGCAGAUGAAGGAGACGGACAUUUUGAGCGACGACGAUGAGUACUGCGAGUCUGUCCGAGCCGCUUCGGCAGAGCCGACCGACCUGGAGGGGAGGAUGGAGGGACUCGACCUUCGGGUCGCAGAGGUGAGGAGCCGCAACCUGAACGGACGAGUGGAGUCUGAAAGUGAGAUAAUGCUGAGUGUCAUGCAGGAGGAGGAAGUUGAUCGAAUAAAACAUGGUGAUGAUUCAGGCUUGUUGGACUCCUUCACCUCUUGUGGUGUCUCUCUGUCUCGCUGUGCAACCCCGAAUCUAAAGCUUGCCCCCUUGAAGCAGUGUGCUGUGGGGGGGGCCACAAAUAAAGACCACGAUGUCAUCUGGGUGCGGCGGGACGACUUUGCCAACGGGUGCAACAGUGACGUCUUCUGAUUGGGAAUUGUAGAAAGCGAGAUGAAGAAAAAGAGACAAAGGGUGGCUUCUUCCACUUUUUACAUAAAGUAGGAGGGCAAGAAAAUGGGGGAGAGAUUAGUUACAAGCUUUAAAUAUGUAGAAUUUGGAGGUAUUUGUGUACAGAAGGUAUUAAACCUCAGCCAGUUUUCCCUGUAUCACUACACAACCCUCCUCUUCCCACCUAACCUGCAUCUGCGUUGUACUGACAAUCCUAAAGUACUGAAACACAGCGAGUAUAAGGAAAAGUAAAAUGUACUCAUCCCAAACUACUUAAAAGUGAAGCCAAAACAAUACAUGGUCCUUACUGUUUUAGACGUACACCCAGGUAAUACACACACCUGUGGAAUUGUAUGUGAACAUAUGAACACAACAGCACUGCAUGUGCACGCAAGUACACAAGUAAGUGUGUGUAUGUACACUGUAAGUAUACAUACAUAAACUACACAGACUCUAUAGGCAGCUACUGUACUGUGCACCCAUUGUACUGAAGAGGCAUCACUGAUCUGUGGUCUUGUGGCUAAAAUGUCUAUUUUUCAACACAGGAAUGUGGGUGUUAUAUUUUUCUGACUCAGAAACUGUGUUUGUAUUUUGAAGGGCUGUGUGUUACUGAACUUCUCUUCAGGGGCUUUUGGCUUAAUGACUGCUGUGUAAGAAGAUGGCGAGAAGAUAUAACUAGCUUUAUUGUGCUUUUUAUUGUUUUAACUUAAUAUCAGCUGCACAUUGGUGUAUAGUCAGGAGUACAAAGGAGUGCCGUUAACCUCUUCUAUGAAAUAUUUUGAUGCUCACUUUUGUCUCCUAGGAUAUUCUUGUACAAGGUAGUAUACAAAUGUAUUUAAUUAUUGCCUUUUUACUGUAUUUUUUAAUGUUUACACCACACUCGGCUGCCCAGUGUUCCAAACCACCUUUUGUGUGUUUGGUGCCAGAAACAGGCUUGAGAGAGCCAACGCUUGUGCCCUUCACAUGACUAUCCAGUCUCUAAUAUAGUUCCUCCAAUAACACUCCGUUGUUAUUUUGGUAACUAAUGGAUUUGAUCAAUGUCCUUAAUAUACUGCAUCCAUUCUUGCCCGAGAGGCCAUGAUCUCAUCAUGCCCCGUAUUCUUGAAUAUGCCAUACCUUGAAUCCUUAAAAUAGCAUAAUUCCUCCAACAAUCCUGUUUUACUUGACUUUUUUUCUUUGUUUUGAAAGGAGGUAUUCAAUAGAACCAUGUUAGUGACUGCACUGCAACUCCAUAGAGAAGUUCAAUCAUGCAGUUGACCUGUCAUCCUCUGACCGAUUCAGACGACAUCAUCUUCUCUCUCUCUCCAGCUCCUUUUGACCUUUUGUCAUGUCAAGAAGCAUCACAACCACGGACAAGCUGGCUGAGACUUUACAUCCAUGACAUUUGACGCCAAUCCUUACUAUAUUUCCACUUUCCCCCUUCUGCAUUUCUUCCCUGUUUCCAACAGGCUGUGCUGUUUCACUAUGUCGUCACAACAACACCCUGAUCGCAGAGCUCGACACCAUCAUGCACACCUUAAUGGAUGUAUUGAACAUGCACUUAAUACCCAAAUGUGAGGGGGGGGGGGAGAGAAUCUGAUAGCUACUCUGAUUCAGAGUGUGAGGUGAUUGGAGGGAAAUAAUACACUUUGGAUGUUCUUAUUAUUGUCUUUUUAUUAUGAUGCUGGUUUCUUAGAAUUUAGCUUUCUGGGUGAUGAUGCCCAUUAUGGACGCUCAGACUGUGAGACACAAUCACCUGGCCUUGGAGGCAAAUCCUGUGAGAACCCCUUUGACUCCUCCCUUUGUACUUUUAAAACUGUGUUCGUACAUAAAACUGUGGAGUAUUAUCAUUUUUGUUUAAAAUAAAUUUUCUAAAUUUA
Molecule: messenger RNA, 7988 nt
Organism: Anarrhichthys ocellatus (wolf-eel)
Lineage: Eukaryota; Metazoa; Chordata; Actinopteri; Perciformes; Anarhichadidae
Product: T-lymphoma invasion and metastasis-inducing protein 1-like
Exons: 13
Coding region: 4090-6111 (673 amino acids)
Biological process (GO): activation of GTPase activity; small GTPase-mediated signal transduction
Cellular component (GO): cytosol; plasma membrane
Molecular function (GO): guanyl-nucleotide exchange factor activity; protein binding
Source: RefSeq, a predicted model, not a curated record